GGUGCGGCGGGCGGGCGGGCAGUGGCGGGGCCGUGGCGCCCCGCCCGUGGUCACUCCCCCGCCGCCGCCGCCCGCGGCUGCACUCGGCCAGGCCGGAGCGAGCGAAGCCACCACUAGCAGCAGCAGCGGCAGCAGCAGCCCGGGCGGCCCCGCCAUGAGGCCGCUGGCGGGCGGCGGGUGCCUGCUCGUCCUUCUGGCGCUCGCCGAGGCCCGCGUCUUUUUGUCUCAGCAGCAUGCCUCAGAAUACCUGGUUAGGAAACGCAGAGCAAAUUCUUUUAUGGAAGAAAGUAAGAAGGGAAAUUUAGAAAGAGAAUGUGUUGAAGAACUAUGCAAUAAAGAAGAAGCCCGCGAAAUCUUUGAAAACGAUCCUGAAACGGAAUACUUUUACCCAAAAUAUAUACGCUGCCUCACCUACACCCGACUAGGGAUCUCAAGUGUUUCUGUGAUGUCUCCAGAUUCUUCAAGUGACCUGAGGACUUGUGUCACUGAAAUUUCAAAUCAAUGUACCCCUCUGCCAUGCAAUGAAAAUGGAUACACAAAGUGCAUAGAUGGGAAAGCUGCCUAUACCUGUGUUUGUAAACAAGGAUGGCAAGGAGAGAGAUGUGAAGAAGAUAUAGAUGAAUGUCAAGAUCAAGAAAAUAUAAACGGAGGGUGUAGUCAAACAUGUAUUAAUUUGCAUGGAAGCUACCGCUGUUUCUGUGAAGAUGGUUAUUACAUGCUUCCAAAUAAGAAGGACUGCAGAGACUGGGAUGAAUGUAUGUUACGGCCAAACAUCUGUGGAACAGCCAAGUGCCAGAACACGCCUGGAAAAUAUGAAUGUGUAUGUGCGGAGGGCUUCAGAUAUAAUUCAACUACAAAGAACUGUGAAGAUGUGGACGAAUGUGCUGAAAACAUUUGUGCUCAAAUGUGUGUAAAUUACGAAGGAAGUUAUACCUGCCAUUGUGAUGGUCAUAAAGGGUUCAAGCUCUCUCAAGACAUGAAGACUUGUGAGGCUGUUCCAGUUUGCCUCCCGCUGAACCUUGAGCCGAAUUAUCAAUUGCUUUACCUGGCAGAGCAAACAACAGAAAAUGCUGUUCUGCAUUUAAGGUUUAAAUUGCCAAAUGCCAGCAGAUUUUCAGCAGAAUUUGAUUUCCGGACAUAUGACAAUGAGGGUGUUAUACUAUAUGCUGAAUCCUCCAACAACACAGGAUGGUUCUUGCUUGCACUUCGGGAUGGAAAGAUUGAGAUUCAAUUCAAGAAUGAACAUGGAACAAAAGUAACAAGUGGUGGCAAAGCCAUUAAUGAUGGUGUGUGGCAAACAAUCUCAGUGGAAGAACUAGAACACAGUAUCUGUGUUAAAAUAGCAAGGGAAGCAGUGAUGAGUAUUAAGAGCCCUGGGAAUCUUUUUAAACAAAUAAAUGGUUCACUGGAAAUCAAGGUGUAUGUUGCAGGGUUACCUCCCAAAGUGGGCAACACCCUCAUUAAGCAGAUUAACCCUCGCAUAGAUGGGUGUGCCCGGGCCUUGAAUCUGAUGAGUCAGGGACAUUUAGGCUUAACAGAAGUUAUUAAAAAAACACAAAUCAAACGCUGUUUACCAUCUGUGGGGAAAGGAUCCUACUACCCUGGCACUGGAGUGGCAAAGUUUCAUAUAAACUAUAACAAUGAUACUAACACUGGAGAGUGGGUUAUAAAUGUAGCCCUGAACAUUCGCCCAUCCAAAGGCACUGGGGUCAUGUUUGCCUUGGUUUCUGGUGAAUCAGUGCCUCUUGCUUUGUCUAUCGUGGACUCCAGCUCCCCCAACUCACAGGCCAUCGUUGUGACUGUUGGGAAUAUCAUUAUUGCCCGGCUGGAAUCUAAGAGAUUUUGCACUACCAGAAGGACACUGGUAGGAUUCAGUGCAAGCAAACAGCAGAUUGAACUGACAGUUGAUUCACAAACAGAUGUAACAAAUUCAGAGCAAGAGCUGUCUAUCCUGGAUCAAGCAAUGAGAGGAGCUGUUGCUGUUUACACCUACUUAGGUGGUCUUCCAGAUAUGUAAGGCAGGCUUGGAUGCCAUCCUGGUGUGGAAACUUACACAACGCUUCCCAGAGACGAGCCUAUGAAUUCCAUUUCAUCAGCAUCCUGGAUACUAAAAAUCAUGGACUAAAUAUAGACAUUGGAUAUAUGACACAUUAUAAUCUGCCUGACAACUGACUCCCCAGCCCAGCCUCUGGCUUCUUUACCUUUCAUUCCAUCCAGGAAGAGCACACACCAACUGCUGAAACUUCCUUAGCCUGACGAAGGGUUUUUGAACCCGAAAGCUUGCUUAAUAACUAUUCUCCAACUAUUUGGGUUGGUCUAAUAAAAGAUAUCAGAUUCACCCAAGGAACCUUGUCUGCCUAUGUCCUUAGACCAACAUAGAUACAACCUACACCCCUAUAAUAAAAUGACACAUUGUAUUAAUUUAAAGAAAGUUAAAACAUAAUAUAUGAUGAUAUGUACAAAUAAAGAAAAUGAAGCAACUUAAAAAGAGGGUAAAAAAAUUAAAAACAAUUAUAUUUGAUUUUGGCCCUUAUUCUUUGCGCAGGUAGUGCAAAUAAACCUGCAGAGUAUAGGACUGAUUGUAAGAGAGGAGCCAAAUUGUUUUUUCUUCAUUACUCCAAUUUUAAAAAUUUCCCUUUAAUUUCUUCAAAGAAUGAACAAGGCCCCAAAUAACUGGCUUUUCUGACAGGGAUACCCUUCCUGUUGCAAAGGAAUAUGAAGAUUAAUUUAAAAAUUAGUUCAGUAUUUUUUAAUGAAAUAUGGGGAGUUCUACUGUGUCUACCUGUUAUUCAGCAGAUCAGCCAUAAUAUAGAGAACUAUUUUACCAGGACUCUUCAUUUAGAGAAGAGAGAGGACAUGGACACCCAAGAGGGUGAAAGCUGGAGACUUGUGACUUCUGGCAACAAGCAGAGAUCACCUCCACCUGCAGUGGGUCGUGUGGAGAACAGAUAUGCAGCCCUAGCAGCAGAGAGGAAGGAGCACGUUCCAUUGGUGGAGGAAGACAGGCCAGGGCUCACCAAGGUGGGAAGGAUCGAGAUGAUCGCCACCAAGAAGUGAUGGGUGGUGGGGGCUGGAAACUCCCUUCACGGGGGACAGAGGGAACCAUUUGCUGUCCUGACCUGUUGUCUCUGGAGAUCUGCUGCAGAUCCAGAGCCUGGAUCUGAGAUGUCACGGAGGGACUACCAAGGCUCAUCCAGCCCUCUGACUACUACCCCAUGCUGCUCAUCCAUGUGGGCACCAAUGAUGCUGCCAGGGGAGACCCUGAGCAUAUCAAAACUGGCUAUAGGGUUCUGGGUAUAAGAGUAAGGGGGUCUGGAGCUCAGGUUGAGUUCCUGUUGAUCCUUCUGAUGAAGGGAAAGGGACCAGGCAGGAGCAAGUGCAUCCUGCAGAUCAACACCUGUCUGUGCAGAUGGUGUUGCCAGUGGGGCUUUGGCUUCUUUGACCAUGGGAUGGUCUUCCAAGAAGAAGGAUUGCUGGGAGAAGAUGAGAACCACCAGAUGAAGAGAGGGAAGAGCGUCUUUGCAGACAGGCUCGCUAACCUAGUAAGGAGGGCUUUAAAAUAGGUUCAGGAGGGGAUGGAGACUAAAACCCUGAGGUAAAUGGGGAAGCUGGAGACCUGGAGGAAGAGCAAGCAGGAGGGGGCAACAGGAUAAGUACUCUCAUACUUCUUGAGAAAUCAGGGCAAUCAGCUGGUUACCUCAAAUGUCUGUACACAAAUACACGGAGCCUGGAAAACAAGCAGGAAGAACUGGAAGUCCUUGCAUAGUCACAGAACUAUGAUAUGAUUGGAAUAACAGAGACUUGAUGGGAUAGCUUACAUGACUUGGAGUACUGUCCUGUAUGGCUACAAACUGUUCUGGAAGGACAGGCAGGGGAGAAGAGAAGUUGCACUUUAUGUAAAGAACCACAUGAUUGCUCAGAGCUCGAGUAUGAAACUGGAGGUAGGCCUAUUGAGAGUCUCUGAGUUAAGGUUAGAGGGGAGAGCAACAAGGGUGAUGUUGUAGUUGGGGUCUGCUAUAGAUCACCAGACCAGAAGGAAGUGGUGGAUGAGACUUGCUUUAAACAGCUAGAGGUUGUUUCCUGAUCACAAGGCAUGGUUCUCAUGGGGGACUUCAAUUACCCUGCCAUCUGCUGGGAGGGCAAUACAGCAGUGUGCAGGCAAUCUAGGAAGUUUCUGGAGAGUACUGGGGACAACUUCCUGAUGCAAGUGCUGGAGCACCCAACUAGUGGCCAUGCUCUUCUUGACCUGCUGCUCACAAACAGGUAAGAAUUGGUGGGGAAUGUAGUAGUAGAUGGCAACUUGGGCAGUGGUGACCACAGGAUGAUUGAGUUCAGGUUCCUGAGGAAAGGAAGGAUGGAGAGCAGCAGAGUAAGGACCUUGGACUUCAGAAAAGCAGACUUCAGCUCACUCAGGGAACUCAUGGGCAGGAUCUCCAGGAAAGCCAGUCUGAGGGGGAGAGGAGUUCAGGAGAUCUGGCUGUACUUCAAAGAAACCUCACUGAGAGUGCAGGAACAAACCAUCCCAAUGUGCAGGAAGACCAGCAAGUAUGGCAGAAGACCAGCUUGGCUUAGCAGGAAACUCUUCAGUAAACAAAAUCACAAAAAGGAAGCUUAUAAGAAAUGGAACUUGGACAAAUAACUAGAGAAGAAUAUAAGAGCAUUGGUCAGGCAUGCAGGGAUGAAGUCAGGAAUGUGAAAGCGCAACUGGAAUUGCAGCUAGCAAGGGAUGUGAAGGUUAACAAGAAGGGUUUCUACAAGUAUGUUGAUAGCAAGAGAAGAAUCAGGGAAAGUGUGGGUCCCUUACUGAAUGGGGGAGGCAACCUUGUGACAGAGGAUGCAGAAAAGGCUGAAGUGCUCCAUGCCUUUUUGCCUCUGUCUUCACAGGCAAGAUCAGCUCCCAGACUACUGCACUCUAGGCUACAGACUACAGUUUGAGGAGGAGGUGAGCAGUCCUCCGUGGUAAAAGAACAGGUUUGGGACUACCUAGAAAAGCUGCAUGUGUAUAAGUCCAUGGGGCCAGAUGCGAUGUACCUGAGGGUACUGAGGGAGUUGGCUGAUGUAAUCGCAGAGCCAUUGGCCAUCAUCUUUGAAAAGUCAUGCCUGACCAACCUGAUUGCCUUCUCUGAUGAGGUGACUGGCUCUAUGGAUGCAGGGAGACCUGUGGAUGUGGUGUACCUUGAUCUUAGCAAAGCUUUUGAUACGGUUUCCCACAACAUUUUCCCAGGCAAGCUAAGGAAGUAUGGGCUGGAUGAAUGGACUGUAAGGCAGAUAGAAAACUGGCUGGAGCAUUGGGCUCAGAGAGUAGCAAUCAAUGGCUCAAUGUCUAGUUGACAGCUGGUAUCAAGUGGAGUGCCCCAGGGGUUGGUCCUGGGGCCGGUUUUGUUCAAUGUCUUCAUCAAUGACCUGGAAGAUGGCUUAAAGUGCACCCAUAGGAAGUUUGCAGAUGAUAACAAUCUGAGAAGAGUAGUAGAUACGCUGAAGGGUAGGGCUAGGAUUCAGAGUGACCUGGGCAAAUUGGAGGAUUUGGACAAAAGAAAUCUAAUGAGGUUCAACAAGGACAAGAUUAUUCUGUCCUGCACUUAGGACAGAACAAUCCCAUGCACCAGUACAGGCUGGGGGCUGACUGGCUGGGCAGCAGCUCAGCAGAAAAGGACAUUGAGGUUACAGUGGACAUCAAGCUGACUAUGAACCAGCAGUGUGCCCUUGUUACUAAGAAGGCUAAUGGCAUACUGGGCUGCAUUGGUAGGUGUAUUGCCAGUUGGUCAAGGGAAGUGAUUAUUCCCAUCUGUUCAGCACUGGUGAGGCCACAUCUGGAGUGCUCUGUUCAGUUUUGGGCCUCCCACUACAGAAAGGAUGUGGACAAAUUGGAGAGAGUCCAGAGGAGGGCGACAAAAAAGGUGAGGGGGCUGGCGUAUGUGACCUAUGAGGAGAGGCUGAGGGAACUGGGCUUAUUUAGUCUAGAGAAGAGAAAACUGAGGGGGGACUUAAUAGUAGCUUUCAACUACCUGAAGGGGGGGUUGAAAGAGGAUGGAGCUAGAUCGGUCUCAGUGUUGGCAGAUGACAGAACAAGGAACAAUGGUCUCAAGUUGCAGCAAGGGAAGUUUAGGUUAGAUAUUAGGAAGAAUUUUCUCCCUAGGAGGGUAGUAAAACACUGGAACAGAUCACCUAGAGAAGUGGUGGAAGCUCCAUCCUUGGAGGUUUUCAAAACCUGGCUAGACAAAGCUUUGGCUGGGAUGAUCUAGUUGGGAAUGGUCCUGCUUUGAGCAGGGGGUUGGACUAGAUGACCUUCUGAGGUCCCUUCCAACCCUCAUUUUCUAUGACUCUAUGUAGAGUCUGCAUGACCUGUGGGUUGUAACAGAAUAAAGUCAAGAAGGUUAUGUUUUAUGAUUCCCAAGUGACUGUGAUAGUGACCAUUAAGUGCAUAUCCCUACGAGUGGAAAUGUAUGUUUCCCGGGGACAACUAGCAGCAGUAUAAAUAUGUUCUUCCCUGGGGAGCACAUAUAUGCUGCUGCUGGUUGUCCCCAGGGAACACCCCUGCAUCCAUGCUUUGGUAUGCGGCAAAUCGCCCCAGGUGGGCUAGGGGAGGCUGGGUCCAGCACUGGGCUGGAGCCUGGCUGGCAGCUGGAGUGUGGCUCUGGCCAGCCAGGCUCCGGGGUUUGGGUGGUGCACGCUCUAAUUAGAACACUUGAGCAUGCUCAACAUCGUGUGUUCAGCGUCCCUGUGUUUCAAAAUGGUGGUGGGGCACAUUAGCUAAAGCUUGUCCAACGAUCUUUAGUUAAAGUGCUCCCACUGCUAUUUUUUAAGCAUGUGACUCUGAAUACAUGAGAUGCGGAGGGUGUUGCUGCUCUAAUUAAAAUGUCCUCCUCCCACUCCAGAACACUUAUAAAGACACCCUAUAUUAUUAGUGUUCUGCAGUUUUCUAUUUCUUUAUUGACUACAGAAAAGUUCCAUUUUGUUGGGUUUCUGGAUUAGAGGAAGGUUAUACUGCUUACCUCAAAUAUUCUUCACUCUCCUAAGUUUGGAGCCUUCAUCUUUAGUAUGUGUGAACAAGGGGGAAAGAAUUGACCAAGUCAGUGACUAAAUUCCCAUUUUCUCUCAUGGAUCAUGCUGACUUGUGAGCAGGGAUCCUGGUUUUCUCUGUUGAAAAAUCACAAAUUUUCUGAUAAAAAAUAGUGAAUUUGCUGAUUAAACCCCCCCAAAUCCGCGAUUAAAAUGAGACACCACUAUAUAUAUAGAUAUGAAUUAACGCAAUGUUUUAUUGAUAUAGUUACAACUUUAAAGCAAUUUGGAAGCCUACCAGUGCCUCAAUCACUAUAAUAAAAUAAAUUCUAAGUACCUAUA
This is a messenger RNA of Alligator mississippiensis (American alligator), 7341 nucleotides long. It is a transcript of the gene PROS1, whose product is annotated as protein S. Bases 155 to 2017 code for a protein of 620 amino acids. The record is from RefSeq and is a predicted model, not a curated record. Gene Ontology annotation, molecular function: calcium ion binding. The transcript has 15 exons. Gene Ontology annotation, cellular component: extracellular region. Lineage: Eukaryota; Metazoa; Chordata; Crocodylia; Alligatoridae.